CAAAAACAACCAUGACCCUUCUUAACUAAGACGAGCCUUUUAAUAUCUUCAUUCGUGUAUUAAAUUGAAAAUAAAAAAAAUCGUAGACAUAAUUUUUUGUUGUGCGAUAAGUUUACUUAUUCAUUUAAAAAUUGAAUGAUUCGUUUGUGAAUGCAAAAAAAAUAAAAAACUUUUGUGAGAUAACCUUGCCCGUCUGGACUUUCGAAUCGAUUUUAUUGAAGAAAACAGAACAUACAAAUUUAAUUUAGAAAAAUCAUAAAAUACAGUUUGGAGUCUAAAGAAGACUAGAAGUCUAAAAUGUCUGACCAAGCUAAACGUGUACCCGAUCCAGUUUUUGAUUCAAUCGGUGAUGCUGGAAAAUGGCAAAUAUUACUUCUGUUACUAAUAUCUCUGUCAAAGUUUCCCGUUGGAUGGCAUCAACUUUCGAAUAUUUUUUUAGCCCCACCAAUAGAUAAAUAUUGUGGUAACCCUGGAAAUACCACAGAUAUUUGUUCACCAGACUGCAAGGAAGUCAUCUACGAUCGAAGUGUUUUUGAGCAAACUAUCACCAUGGAGUGGGACUUGAUUUGUGACAAAAAACAUUUUGCCAAUUAUUCACAAACGAUAUUUAUGUUUGGCAUAUUGGUGGGAAAUGUCAGUUUUGGCAUAUGGGCCGAUAAACAUGGCCGUCGAAUACCGUUUUUAUUUUCUGUUGUUCUUCAGUUGGUGUCUGGCGUCCUUGCUGCAUUUUCCCCUUGGUUUUGGGUGUUUGUUUUCUUAAGAUUUCUGUGUGCCGUUGCAACAGGUGGCAAUAUGUUAACAAGCUUCUGCCUCAUCAUGGAAAUCAUUGGGCCAAGUCGCCGUGAAGUUUUAACAGGAAUCAUCUAUCAAGUUCCCUUCAAUAUUGGUCAUGCUCUUCUUUCAGUUGUUGCGUAUUUCAUUCGAGACUUUAGAAUGUAUCAAUUCACGCUGUCAAUCUUUUCGGUAUUGCUUCUCUCGUAUAUCUGCCUUAUUCCGGAAUCUCCACGUUGGCUCAUGAUGGCUGGCCGAAUUGAUGAAUCAGUACGAAUUCUAGAAAGAGCUGCAGUUGUCAACAAAAGACCAAAAGAAAAUGUUCGUCCGAUUGUCGAAGAAGCUGCCAGAGCUCGUGCUGCCAAGGCAGAAGUGAAAAAAGCUAAAUUUUACGAUUUGCUAAGAACUCCCAAACUAAGACUGUAUUCACUAUGUAUAUUCUACAACUGGUUCACUGUUGGCUUCAAUUAUUUUGGAGUGUCUCAAUACAUCGGAAAGUUAGGAGGAAGUAUUUUCCUCAAUGUUGCCAUUAGCGCUGCUCUUGGAAUUCCCGGAGUAAUAAUGUCUGUACCGGCUUGCAAGUAUCUUGGACGAAAGCCGACUUUGGUAGCUGCAAAUCUAAUCAUUGGAAUUUGUAUGAUAGCAUUUAUAUUCGUUCCUGCCGAACAAUCUCAACUGCAGGUGGCGCUAGCGUCAAUGGCUGUUUUUGGUGCUGCCACAUCAUUUCCCACAGUCUAUCUCUAUGGUGGGGAGGUAUUUCCAACAGUUGCCCGUAACUCUGGCAUGGGAUUUGCAUCAAUGUUGGCUAGAAUUGGAGCAAUGACAGCGGCACAUGCUUCAAGUUUUGAAACAUUUGGCAUUUGGGUGCCACCAGUGAUAUUUGCUAGUUUGGGAAUGCUAGCAGCGCUUUUGACUUUAUUGCUUCCCGAAACAAAAGGUGAACCUUUGCCAGAAACACUUGAAGAUGCUGAAAAUUAUGGAAAGAAAACGUAGUAGAAUUGUUUCUUAGACAAUUUUUGUAGUAAAUUUUUUAUAUAAAUUUAUUGUACUAGAAGAAUUUUGUUAAAUAUUAUUUAGUUAUUAUUAAA
Episyrphus balteatus (marmalade hoverfly) is the source of this 1859-nucleotide messenger RNA. Its product is annotated as organic cation transporter protein-like. The transcript has 4 exons. Gene Ontology annotation, cellular component: membrane. Gene Ontology annotation, biological process: transmembrane transport. Lineage: Eukaryota; Metazoa; Arthropoda; Insecta; Diptera; Syrphidae. The coding region runs from base 298 to 1764 and encodes 488 amino acids. Gene Ontology annotation, molecular function: transmembrane transporter activity. The record is from RefSeq and is a predicted model, not a curated record.